AUGUCAUCUCGUCAAGUCUCGAAAUUAUUCUUACAAGAAGUUAGACAAACUUCUCGUAGAACCUCUCCAUCUACCCUAAGACCAGCUUAUUCUACUUUAUCUUUUUCAAGAAACUAUUCAGAAGGUUCUACUGGUACCCCACGUAACUCCGCCAUGGAAGACUCUUUCACCAAGAGAGAAAAGGCUAAUGAAGAUUACUUCAUCAAACAACAUGAGAGAGAGCUACUGGCUCAUCUAAGAGAUGAGUUGAAGAAGCAACAAAAGAAAUUGGAUAACUUAGAAAACAAGUUAGAAGAUAUGAAGAAAUAA
Messenger RNA from Henningerozyma blattae CBS 6284, 309 nucleotides. Its product is annotated as ATPase inhibitor. Gene Ontology annotation, molecular function: ATPase inhibitor activity. Gene Ontology annotation, biological process: negative regulation of ATP-dependent activity. Gene Ontology annotation, cellular component: mitochondrion. Lineage: Eukaryota; Fungi; Ascomycota; Saccharomycetes; Saccharomycetales; Saccharomycetaceae. Bases 1 to 309 code for a protein of 102 amino acids. The record is from RefSeq and is a predicted model, not a curated record. The transcript has a single exon.